Molecule: messenger RNA, 599 nt
Organism: Olea europaea var. sylvestris
Lineage: Eukaryota; Viridiplantae; Streptophyta; Magnoliopsida; Lamiales; Oleaceae
Product: protein CHROMATIN REMODELING 20-like
Exons: 3
Coding region: 60-584 (174 amino acids)
Cellular component (GO): nucleus
Molecular function (GO): ATP-dependent chromatin remodeler activity; ATP binding; ATP hydrolysis activity
Source: RefSeq, a predicted model, not a curated record
AAUAAAAAUAUUGUGUUCUCCAGGAUGGGCCUGACAUCCUCAUCUGCGACGAGGCCCAUAUGAUCAAGAACACCAGAGCUGAUACUACCCAUGCGUUGAAACAAGUGAAAUGUCAGAGAAGGAUUGCAUUGACUGGAUCGCCUCUUCAGAACAAUUUGAUGGAAUACUAUUGCAUGGUUGAUUUUGUUAGGGAAGGAUUUCUUGGUAGUAGCCAUGAGUUUAGAAAUCGUUACCAAAAUCCAAUAGAAAAUGGUCAGCAUACCAAUUCUACUGCAGAAGAUGUGAAGAUAAUGAAUCAAAGAUCCCAUGUUCUGUAUGAACAGUUAAAAGGAUUUGUUCAAAGGAUGGACAUGAGCGUUGUCAAAAAGGAUUUGCCUCCAAAAACUGUAUUUGUAAUAGCCGUAAAGCUAUCUCAUUUGCAGAGACAAUUGUAUAAAAGAUUUCUCGACGUGCAUGGAUUCACAAAGGACAAGGUUUCUGGUGAGAAGAUAAUCAAGAGAUCUUUUUUUGCGGGGUACCAGGCCUUAGCUCAGGUAUAUUCCCUGUUUAUGCGUGAUUUCUGGACCUUUGUUUCAUUUUCUUGAUUAUCCAACACAUAC